Molecule: messenger RNA, 1566 nt
Organism: Lachancea thermotolerans CBS 6340
Lineage: Eukaryota; Fungi; Ascomycota; Saccharomycetes; Saccharomycetales; Saccharomycetaceae
Gene: THI73
Product: Thi73p
Exons: 1
Coding region: 1-1566 (521 amino acids)
Biological process (GO): transmembrane transport
Cellular component (GO): membrane
Molecular function (GO): transmembrane transporter activity
Source: RefSeq, a predicted model, not a curated record
AUGUCAGCGUCGCUUACGGAAUCUGAAAACAGCAAGAAGCAGAUCACUGAGAAAACGAAUGCGGUGUGUACAGAAGAGGAUGCGGAUGUUGCUUUGCAGUAUCUGAAGAGGGCGCACGCGGAAAACGUCGCGUUGAGUGACGAGUCCAGCGCGGUUGACGUAGCCGAGAAGAUGGCCAAGAACUACUACGGAAGCCAUGAACUAGAGCCGAAGCUGCUGCGCAAGGUGGACUUCUUCAUUCUACCAUUCCUGUGCUGCACGUAUUUGCUGAUGUUUCUGGACAAGGCGCUGCUGAACUACGCGGCGUCCAUGGGCAUCAAACAGCACUUGAAGGGAGACGAGUUCUCGAACCUGGGAACGAUCUUCUCGGCGGCGUACAUCUUUGCCGAGCCAUUUGUGACCUUCUGUAUUCAGCGGUAUCCAAUCUCGAAGGUAAUGGGCGUGUUUAUCACUCUUUGGGGCGCGGUCUUAGCUUGCCACAGCGCCUGCAAAUCCUAUGCAUCGCUUAUGAUUGUCAGGACGCUGCUCGGGCUUUUCGAGUCCAGUAGCGCUGUUGGGUGCAUAGCAAUUAGUGGCAUGUAUUACACGAAGUCAGAGCAGUCCGCGCGGAUUGGAUUCUGGGCCACGCAAGCAGGAACAGGUUACAUUGUUGGCGGACUCAUCUCUUUUGGAUUCCUCCAUUAUCACGGGACUGAUUUCACGUCAUGGCAGAUCAUGUUUCUCGUGGUAGGCUUAGUGACAGUGCUCUUUGGUGUUAUCACGUUUUUGUACCUGCCAGACAACGUCACCAACGCCUGGUUCCUGGAUGAGAAGGAAAAGAUUGAAGUCUUGCAACAUAUUCGAGCUAACCAGACAGGGCUGGAGAACAAAAAGUUCAAAAAACACCAGUUGAAGGAACUUUUCUUCCAUGACAAACUCACUUACCCCAUGCUGCUCCUCACUGCUUGCUCUCAAAUCUCGACAGGUGCGAUUGGAACAUUCUCCGUAACCAUAACGCAAACUUUUGGAUUUGAUAAGUAUGAGACUGCUCUAUUGCAACUGCCUAUUGGGGCCAUCACGGCGCUUAUCAUUUUGAUCACCACACAGAUGCUCUCUCUAUGGGGCCACUACACGCUGGUCACCUUUUCAAUGUACAUCCCUGCCAUUAUCGGGUGCAUUGUGAUGAUAUGUCUCCCUCUUUCUCACAAGAUUGGCAACCUAUUUGCACUGUAUCUGCUAUACAGUGGCUCUUGUGUGAUCACCAAUAUCUACAUCUGGAACAGCUGCAACACAUCAGGUUAUUCUAAGCGUGUUUUCCGUAACGCCAUAACCAUGGUGGUUUACAACGUUUCGUGCAUUGUUGCCCCUCAAAUGUUUAGAACGUCUUCCGCCCCGCGGUAUAUUCCUGCAAAGAUUGCACUGCUGGUAACGCAGUGUGUAUGUGUCCCUCUGCAGUUGUACAUCGGUUAUCUUUGCAAAAAAGAGAACAAAAAAAGAGACCGUGAACAAGAAGGACAAGUUACUUCCAGUUAUCAGUUUUUGGAUCUCACUGACAUUGAGAACAGAAGUUUCAGGUAUGUUUAUUAG